Molecule: messenger RNA, 501 nt
Organism: Metarhizium brunneum ARSEF 3297
Lineage: Eukaryota; Fungi; Ascomycota; Sordariomycetes; Hypocreales; Clavicipitaceae
Source: RefSeq, a predicted model, not a curated record
AUGGGCGGUGUCAAAUUUCCAGAAAGGAAGCUGCGCUCCUCGGUAUGCGGAGCUGUACAGCAACAUGUCCUCAGUUACAUGGGGACCCCUCUUCAAGGAGUUCGACCGGAUCAGGCUCCCCGCGCUGAUCCCAUGAACGUCUUCCAGAACAAGUAUGUGUCCUGGAACUUUAAGCAUUUGGGUUCGGAGUGCGGAACGGUCGAGUUUCGACGCCCACCGGGUGUUAAAGAUGCAAGAAGUGCCCUGUACUGGGUCGCUUUCACGCUUGGAUUCUUGGAGGGAGCCAUGGGUCAAGACUGGAGCAAUGUGAAGGAGGAGAAGACACAUGGGACAUUCCUCGAUCCUCGAAUUAUAAUACAUGGUGGCCUGAAGAGGCUGGGACCUACUUGUGCAGGGAUCAUUGAUAAUAUGGAUGAUAUUCGGGAAGAAAAAUCUCAACCCACGCCGGCCACACGGCAAGAGAAAGAAGUCAUUGCGGCGAAGAAGAGAGAAAAAACUUGA